Molecule: messenger RNA, 843 nt
Organism: Lottia gigantea (owl limpet)
Lineage: Eukaryota; Metazoa; Mollusca; Gastropoda; Lottiidae
Exons: 1
Coding region: 1-843 (280 amino acids)
Source: RefSeq, a predicted model, not a curated record
AUGAAAGAAGUUGUAUUUCAGAAUAUUUCCAAUAAUCUAACAGCUCCUUCUUUAUCUUUAAAGGGUUGGUAUUAUUUAUAUCAUUACGAUAAAGAAAUGAUUGAAGAAGAAUGGUAUGAAACUACUAGAAUGGUUCCGAAACACACCGAAAAAAAAAACGUAGAAAAAGUUUACUCACAUACUCACCCUUUUAUAAGAUAUUUUACCAGACAAAGUAUUAAAGGAGGAAGAGUUUCGGCAAAUCGAAAAUCAUUUGAAACGAAUAAAAUGAAUGAAAUUUGUAAUAUAUUAAAGGAAUAUAAUGCAAGUGACACUGAUAAUAUAAUUGAUUUAUUCAAAGUAUAUAGCGCUAGCACGAAAGAUAAAACGGAAGUUCAUACGAGACUUAAAAAAAUAAAAUGUACUAAACUAAUGGCCUUUGAUGCUAACGGUUUGUACGCUUCCGCCAUGUCGGAUUUAGAUAGCGAAUAUCCGAGAGCGGAAAGUGGUAGACCAUUUCUACCGGAAGAAAAUAAAGAAUUUGUCAAGAUCUUUAAUGAACAGAAAUUCAGACCUAGAACUGCUAUUUUAAAAGUGUGGUUUGAAUAUCCCAAAAACAUGUUCUUCCAACCCAUACCAGCUAAAGAUAAAAUCACUUUCACGAAUAAAGAAGGUAAAAAGGAAACUGGCACUAAAAUCAGAUUCAGAAAUGGUUUCUGUCACGACGUUUUAACAUCGGUCGAUAUUCAAGAAAUAGUGAAAGCCGGUGGACGAAUUAUUAAAAUAUUAGAUGGUAUAGUUUACGAAGAAAAUUUUAAAACUCCACCCUAUAGAGAUUAUAUUUUAAUUUUGAGAGAUCUAUGA